This is a messenger RNA of Pan troglodytes (chimpanzee), 3107 nucleotides long. It is a transcript of the gene FSIP1, whose product is annotated as fibrous sheath interacting protein 1. Bases 569 to 1867 code for a protein of 432 amino acids. The record is from RefSeq and is a predicted model, not a curated record. Lineage: Eukaryota; Metazoa; Chordata; Mammalia; Primates; Hominidae. The transcript has 12 exons.
AGUGGGGGCGGGGCCCCAGCGGCUUCUGCCUCCGCGGAGACUAUUUCUCCAGGAAUCACCUAACAUUAGGACCUGUAACCAAGGCUUCUACUUUCCCGAGAUUUGGAUCUUCCCACCAAGAUCUAGAACUGAUCACCAGCCAUUUAAACUAGACCGUAAACGGCAAAGGAUGCAAAUAGGCAUUUCACAGGAAAAAUAAAAAGACGCAAACAGCAAACAAUUGAUUAGAGACUCAACUUUUCUCGUGAAGAAAUGUAAACCAAAUUCACAGAUACCUUUUACACCUAUCAGACUGGAGAAGAUGAAACAGCUUUGACAUAACCAGAUGGGCCCCAGGCCAGUGUAGGGGAAGUAGUGUAAUUUGGUGCAGCCUUUUUGGAGUACAAUUUGGCGAACUACCAAAAUUUGAAACAUAAGUGUUCUUUGACUCAGGAAUUCUAAUAUAUUUUAUGGAUGUAUGAGCAUAACUAAAGAAAGAUUGGCACAAAUAUAUUAACUUAAAAUUGAGGUAUAACUUACUUAUGCUUCUCUGGACCCUGCCUCUGCUGUUCAAAAAAGCAAAAGAAAGAUGAGUCAUUUUGUAGGGAUUUCAAUGGAUAUUAUAAAGGGAAACCUAGAUGGAAUUUCAAAACCAGCUUCAAAUUCAAGAAUACGCCCUGGGAGCAGAAGUUCAAAUGCUUCUUUGGAGGUGCUCUCAACAGAACCAGGAUCCUUCAAGGUCGAUACUGCAAGCAACUUGAACUCUGAUAAAGAGGACCACUCCGAAAGCAGUAAUACAGAGAACAGAAGAACGAGUAAUGAUGAUAAGCAGGAAAGCUGCUCUGAGAAAAUAAAAUUGGCUGAACAGGGAUCAGAUGAAGAUCUGGAUUUGGUUCAACAUCAGAUAAUCUCUGAGCGUUCAGAUGAACCCAAAUUAAAAGAAUUAGAUUCUCAACUUCAAGAUGCUAUUCAGAAGAUGAAAAAACUUGAUAAAAUAUUGGCAAAGAAACAACGCAGAGAAAAAGAAAUUAAGAAGCAAGGUCUAGAAAUGAGAAUAAAGCUGUGGGAAGAAAUGAAGUCUGCAAAAUAUAGUGAAGCUUGGCAAAGUAAAGAGGAGAUGGAAAAUACAAAAAAAUUUUUAUCUUUGACUGCUGUUUCUGAAGAAACUGUUGGUCCUUCUCAUGAGGAGGAAGACAACUUUUCCUCAGUGUUUCAUACUCAAAUCCCUCCAGAAGAAUAUGAAAUGCAGAUGCAGAAACUCAAUAAAGAUUUUACCUGUGAUGUGGAAAGAAAUGAGUCAUUGAUCAAAUCAGGAAAGAAACCUUUCUCGAAUACAGAAAAGAUUGAGCUCAGGGGUAAACACAACCAGGAUUUUAUUAAGAGAAACAUUGAGUUGGCCAAGGAAUCAAGAAACCCAGUGGUUAUGGUUGACAGAGAGAAGAAAAGGCUGGUUGAGCUUUUGAAGGACUUGGAUGAGAAAGAUUCCGGGCUCUCCAGUUCUGAGGGUGAUCAGUCUGGCUGGGUGGUCCCAGUAAAAGGAUAUGAACUCGCAGUCACCCAGCAUCAGCAGCUUGCUGAAAUUGAUAUAAAACUCCAAGAACUCUCUGCAGCCUCCCCAACAAUUUCCAGUUUUUCUCCAAGACUUGAAAAUCGGAAUAAUCAGAAACCUGACCGUGAUGGUGAAAGAAAUAUGGAAGUAACUCCAGGAGAAAAGAUACUUAGGAACACCAAAGAGCAACGUGAUCUGCAUAAUCGGCUGAGAGAGAUUGAUGAAAAGCUGAAAAUGAUGAAGGAAAAUGUGGUGGGGUCUUGGAAAGCAUUGGUCUGCGUCAGUGGUUCCCAACCAUGGCAGAUGAGAAUCACCUGGAGAACUUUUAAGAACUUAUGAUGCGUAUGUCUCACCUUCUAAGGUUAUGAUCUAGUUUGUGGAACCACUGGUCUACAUCAAACCCAAGUUAAGCAAACAUUAUAUAUUGUUAGUGAGUAGUACAAAACCUUCAAUUCUAUGGACAUUUGGCAAAUAUCUUAAGGUAGAGACUAAAAUUAAAAUUUAGAAUUCUAGAAAAUUUCAAGCUGCCAGUACAAUCUCAAGUUUCUCUAAUUUUUCUUUCUUGGUUUUUUUUUUUUGGUAGCAAUUUUAUACUAGAUUCUUGUGUGCAUUAAAUACCAGUGACUAACUUCUUACUUUUGAUUAAAGGGCAAAGCAUAGUGAUAUUAAUUAUUUUUGGAUUUCAGACAUUCUAUGUCAUGCAGUAUUUUCCCAAUAUACCAGUUUAAUAUCUAUUUGUCCUUAUGCAGUAGAUUUUGUUAGAACAUUUAAACAUAGAUCUUUUGGAAAAUUGACCUUAAGAAGUCUUUUUUUUUUUAAUGCCUUCCCUCUCCUAUUCAUGGCACAUGUGUGUUUUCAUUCUAUAAGUGAUAAUUUUUUGAAUGGCUGUUCUGAAGCUUUAAGUGUAAAUUAUUUUCCUAUGUCCUGAGACUGUUAGAAAACACCAAAAUCUGAGUAACAUACCAGUCAUGGGGUAGAAAAGAUGUGGAAAGGGGUAGCACAGGUCUCUUCUGGGUGUAGGUUUGGCAUGCCCAGGGCCAGAAGGGACAGAGGUGGAUACCUGAGCCCUACCAUAAGGCAAAGUCUCAUAUGUCAAGUGGAAUAAACCCCAGAUGAUGCAUCCACGGGGCUUUUGUUUUUGUAUCUCUUUUUUUUGACCACAAAAAAACCCACUUUUUAAAAUUGUAUAUAUUUAAGGUAUACAACAUGAUGUUUUGAUAUACAUUGUGAAAUGGUUUUUAUAGUCAAGCAAAUUAACACAUUCAUUUCACAUAGUUACCCUCUUUGCGUAUGUGUGGAAAGAACACGUAACAUCUACUCUUUUUGCAAGAAUCUCAAAUAAAAGGCAGUAUUACCAACUAUAGUCCUCAUGUUGAAUGUUAGACCUCCAGACUUGUUCAUCUUACAUGUCUGCAACUUUGUAUCCUUUUAUGUAUAUCUCCCCAUUUCCUACCAGUCUCACCACAUCCCUGGUAACAACUACUUCUAUCACCCCUGGUAACAACCACUUUAUUCUAUCUUCAUGUAUUCAACUUUGUUUUUCUUUUUUUAGAUUCCAUAUAUAAAUGAAAUAAUGCAG